AUGUUUUCUUCGUCUGUGUUCUUGCACGUGGCCCUCGCGUUUAGUGUCGCUGGACAAACUCAAUGUUUCUUAACCGAGCCGUACUCAAGUAAUUCGAUCAACUGUCCAAACGAUAAGAUGUGCACUCACAUCGAGAACUGUCCGGCUGUUUUCAAUCUGAUGAGUCAGAAUCUGCUACCUAUUCACAGAUUUCGUCAAGCGAUCUGUGGCUAUGAGAACGUCAAAGCAAAGAUCUGCUGUGAUUUAGGUAGCCAUACUGCGAAUCCAGCAUUUACUCAGGCAGGUGGUACACUUUUUACGAGAUCGAAUUCCAUUCUAGAAUGUGGGAAAAGUUUUGUUCGGAGUAAUUCUAAUACUUUGGGGAUGUACCCUUUUGUCGCAAGGAUUGGCUUUAUGAGUAGGUCCUUACUAACUUUGGUCUUAGAUACUAAAUAGACAGUGUUCGAAAUUUUGUGCAAUUGUAUUUUAGGAGCAACUGGGAAAAUAACAUACCCUUGUACCGGUGUAAUUCUGAAUGAACGGACGAUACUGACCACUGCAAGUUGUGCGCUUGCAAAAACUGACGAUUACAAAUUAUAUUCCGUACUUGUUGGUGAGUUUAACGCCGAAACAGAUCCCGAUUGCAACACACAGAAGCAUAAUAUAUCGUAUGUAAUAAAGCAUCCCAAUUAUCAAACGGAUACUUUUGCCAACAACAUAGCAAUGUUGCGUUUACAAGAACCAAUACAAUAUACCGCAAGUGUGCAACCAAUAUGUCUUCCACCAGCAGACAGACUGUUAAAUCCAACUGUUAGUCCUGUUCUCGUUGGAUGGGGAAAACUGUCCAGUCAAAGAAUGAAGUCCUGUCAGCAGCAGUCUUUAAGAAUGCGAAUUAUACCGAAUCAAGAGUGUUCGAGUUAUUAUGAUCAAGGACUGUCGGUCGAGCUUUGCGCUAUAGGAGAUGAAAUGCCUUGUUCAGGAUACAGUGGGAGUCCCCUUUUAUUCAGAUAUGGGGAUUCUUAUUUUCUGGUAAGAAUUAUAGUAUAUUUUGUAGGUUUUGAAAUCUUAAUAUAUUUACAACAUAAUCAUAUACAAUUAUACUGGAUUUAUACAGUACCAACAAUCAUUUGUACAUAA
Dufourea novaeangliae is the source of this 1116-nucleotide messenger RNA. It is a transcript of the gene MP1, whose product is annotated as venom serine protease Bi-VSP. Lineage: Eukaryota; Metazoa; Arthropoda; Insecta; Hymenoptera; Halictidae. The record is from RefSeq and is a predicted model, not a curated record. Gene Ontology annotation, biological process: proteolysis. Gene Ontology annotation, molecular function: serine-type endopeptidase activity.